AUGACUGAGGUCCCUCGAACUUUGAAAGAGUGGUGGGGAAACAUCCGAGUGGCCUACGGAAAUGAGAUUAUGCUACACUUAGGGUCGUUAACUGAUCUGCUGAAUGUGGAGGCAAACAAGUCACUCAUUACUCUAAUGAUUGAAUUUUGGCAACCAACAACGGUGACCUUCCAGUUCACAGAUUUUGAAAUCACACCAACAUUGGAAGAGAUAAGUCAAAUUGCUGACUUACCGUUGGUUGGCAGAGUACCUUUGGCCCCGCGCACUACGUCAGGAAUCAAUUUUCUCCAGUCUUUGGGUUUGAGGGUAGGCCAAUGUUUGCGAAGAGUUGAUGAAGGAUGGGUCAAGUUGGAUUAUCUGUUUAAAAGGUUCGGUCGUCGAGAUAGCUAUGAUAGGUUCCAUCAAGAAUUCUUCAUCUCCAGGGUUGAUUGGGAAAAACUCAGGGCUAUUGUCUUCGUGACGGCCUUUUUGGGUAUUAUGAUUUUCCCAAAGAAAAAGGGGUGUGUCGACAUCAACCUAUUGCCUAUGAUCAUCUUCAUGUUUAGGGGACCUAUUAGAGUGACCAUCGUACCCAUGAUCUUGGCAGAAAUAUUUCGAUCAUUAUCCCUCUGCUCUACAGGAUAUGAUCACUUUAAGGGAAGUAACUUGUUGCUGCAGAUUUGGGUGUUGGAACACUUUUAUCAAAGACAUGCAGAAAAUGGCGUUGAAGCAGACUUACGCAACAAAAUCAGAAGCCACGCAACGAGAUUGAGCAUGUGGGAUGCCCCAAAUGAUGAAGAUGGUUGGCGCCUUUUCCUGACCCACGUCACAGGGAAUCGCAUUCAAUGGAGACUACCGUGGGUCCAUGGCCGAGCUUUGUUGAGAACUAACCAGGACUAUUUCAUUGAGUUGAUUGGGUUGGAAGGCUUCCAGCCCUACGCACCUUUAAGAGUCCUCCGGCAGUUUGGGAUUACCCAAGGCGUUCCUCUAUGGUCAAAUAUGGCAUUGAUUGAGGUUGAUUAUGAAGGAAGAAUUCCGAUUGAAAGGAUCGCUGUUUUAGUACAAGGAUGGUACGGUAUUCUUGACUCAGACAUGGGAGUUGAAUCAUGA
Messenger RNA from Solanum stenotomum, 1089 nucleotides. RefSeq lists its product as uncharacterized. The transcript has a single exon. The record is from RefSeq and is a predicted model, not a curated record. NCBI's taxonomy places the organism in Eukaryota, Viridiplantae, Streptophyta, Magnoliopsida, Solanales, Solanaceae. Bases 1 to 1089 code for a protein of 362 amino acids.